AUGACGUCAGAUAAGCGCUACAUUUCUUCAAGUGGAGAAGAAGAAGACGAUGUUCUAUUAUCUCAAACAAAGAGAAGAAAACUAAAGGGUAAUGGAACUAGUAAUAGUAAACGAGUAGUCAAGGAUUCAAGUGAUUCUGAUUCUGGUUCUAAUUCCGAAGAUUACGAUAGUGAAACUGUAUUAUCCCAGGUAUCUGAAAACCAAAACAACAAGAAAGUUAAAAGUGAAGAUGAAGAUGGAGAUGGUGUAGAUUAUCACGACGACGAAGAGGAUGAAGAGGAUGAAAGUGAUGGCGAAUAUGAUGAUGAUGAUGAUGAUGAACCAUUAAAUGGGAAAGCCAAUAAUAAAAACACAAAACAGACAAAGGCAAAAACGAAGACAAAUACGAAACCAAAGACAACUACAAGUACGAAGAAAACAAAGGAAAAACCAAAGGCUAAGACGAAUACAAAAACAUCAACAGCCCAGUCCAAAUCUAAGAAGAACGCGUCAACAAAAUCACCAUCUACAAAGAAAAAGCAAACUAAAGUAAAAGAAGAGGAGGAGGAAAAAGAAGAUUCUACCAAGAGUGAAGAUGCCGAAGCUGAUGUUGAUGCCGAAGCGGAAGAAAAUUAUAAAUGGUGGGAAAAGGAAAAAGAUGAUGAUACCGUCAAAUGGACAACUUUAAAACAUAAUGGUGUUAUUUUCCCUCCAACAUAUGAGCCAUUACCAUCUCAUAUUAAAAUGUAUUAUAAUGGUAAACCUGUUGAUUUACCUCCACAGGCUGAAGAGGUUGCUGGAUUUUUCGCAGCUCUUUUACAAUCCGAUCAUGCUAAAAAUACUGUUUUCCAAAGUAAUUUCUUUAACGAUUUUAUUGAAGUGCUGAAUGAAAAUGGUGGUACUAAGAACGGUAUCAAUAUUGAAUCAUUUGAUAAAUGUGAUUUUACAAAAAUGUUUGAAUUUUUCGAAAUGCAAAAGGAACAGAGAAAACAAUUAAGCCCACAAGAGAAAAAACAAUUAAGAAUGGAAAGGGAAAAGUUUGAAGAACCCUUUAAAUACUGUGAAUUAGAUGGUCGUAAAGAACAAGUUGGUAAUUUCAAAAUCGAACCACCAGGUUUAUUUAGAGGUCGUGGUGCACAUCCAAAGACAGGUAAAUUAAAACGUAGAGUUUAUCCUGAAGAUGUCGUUUUAAAUUUAGAUAAAGAUGCAACAAUUCCACCACUACCAGAGGGCCAAAAAUGGGGGGAGAUCAGACAUGACAAUACGGUUCAAUGGCUAGCCAUGUGGAGAGAAAAUAUUUCAAAUUCUUUCAAAUAUGUUAGAUUUGCAGCCAAUUCUUCAUUAAAUGGUCAAAGUGAUUUUAAAAAGUUUGAGAAAUCACGCCAAUUAAAAUACCAUAUUGAUGCGAUUAGGAAAGAUUAUAAUAAAAAUUUAAAAAAUAAGGUAAUGCUAGAACGUCAAAAAGCUGUUGCCAUUUAUUUAAUUGACGUCUUUGCCUUAAGAGCAGGUGGUGAAAAAGCUGAUGACGAAGCUGAUACUGUAGGUUGUUGUUCACUAAGAUACGAACAUGUCACUUUAAAACCUCCAAAUAAAGUUAUCUUUGAUUUUUUGGGUAAGGAUUCUAUUAGGUUUUAUCAAGAAGUCGAAGUUGAUCCACAAGUUUUCAAAAAUUUGACCAUUUUCAAGAGACCACCAAAGCAACCUGGUCAUCAACUUUUUGAUCGUUUAGAUCCUUCAGUUUUAAACAAACACCUACAACAUUACAUGCAGGGUCUAACGGCUAAGGUUUUCCGUACUUAUAAUGCAUCCAAAACGAUGCAAGAUCAGUUAGAUCUAAUAAAAAAUGAAGGUUCAGUCGCUGAGAAGAUUCUAAAGUAUAAUGCAGCUAAUAGAACGGUGGCCAUCUUGUGUAACCAUCAAAGAUCCGUGGCAAAAACUCAUGCACAAUCUGUCCAAAAGGCAAGUGAUAAGAUUGAAGAAUUAGAAUGGCAGAAAGUUAGAUUGAAAAGAGCCAUCUUACAACUUGAUAAAAAUGAACGUAAGAAAAGACCAAAGUUUUUCGAGGAAAUUGAUGAUUUCCGUAAGGAAGUGGAAGCAUCUAUUCAUGAGAGAAUCAUUGAAAGGGAAAUCGAUAAAUGCCAUAAAAAAUUUGCAAGAGAAAAUGAUAAGAAGAGAUUUGAAAAGCAAGAACUAUUAGAUGAAUCGGUUUUGAAAGAAUGGUUAGAAAAAGUUGAAGAAUUAAGACAGCAGUACGCCAGAGAAUUGAAAACAAGCGUUACUGAAGUGAAAAGUUCUUCAAACAGCAUAGAAAAAUUAGAAAAACAGAUAGAAAAACUGGAUCAAAGAAUCGAAACUAGUUCCAUUCAAUUAAGAGAUAAAGAAGAAAAUUCUCAAGUUUCAUUGGGUACUUCCAAAAUUAAUUAUAUUGAUCCCAGGUUGUCAGUCGUAUUUUGUAAAAAAUACGGUGUCCCCAUCGAAAGAAUCUUCACCAAAUCGUUAAGAGAAAAAUUCAAAUGGGCAAUUGAAUCUGCAGAUGAAAACUGGAGAUUUUAA
This is a messenger RNA of Zygosaccharomyces rouxii, 2532 nucleotides long. RefSeq names its product DNA topoisomerase 1 (gene TOP1). NCBI's taxonomy places the organism in Eukaryota, Fungi, Ascomycota, Saccharomycetes, Saccharomycetales, Saccharomycetaceae. Gene Ontology annotation, molecular function: DNA binding; DNA topoisomerase type I (single strand cut, ATP-independent) activity. Bases 1 to 2532 code for a protein of 843 amino acids. The transcript has a single exon. Gene Ontology annotation, cellular component: chromosome; nucleolus. Gene Ontology annotation, biological process: chromosome segregation; DNA topological change; DNA replication. The record is from RefSeq and is a predicted model, not a curated record.